This is a messenger RNA of Entelurus aequoreus (snake pipefish), 5612 nucleotides long. Its product is annotated as PR domain zinc finger protein 5-like. The transcript has 16 exons. Gene Ontology annotation, molecular function: protein binding; transcription cis-regulatory region binding. NCBI's taxonomy places the organism in Eukaryota, Metazoa, Chordata, Actinopteri, Syngnathiformes, Syngnathidae. Bases 182 to 2071 code for a protein of 629 amino acids. The record is from RefSeq and is a predicted model, not a curated record.
GAGCCGCCGUGCUCUUCCUGCCUGCGGCCGAGCAACAAGUCCUCAACAAGUCCACAAAAAGUCCACAAGAUGUUCGUCUUUGUGCAGAAAGAUCCGCUCCAAAUUGCAAAAUGACAAAAGGUGUCCGCGGGCGGCGGCGGGGACACGCGUGACGUGUCUGUGGAAGUAGUCUGCGUGGAAGAUGCUGGGCAUGUACGUGCCGCACAGAUUCUCCCUCAAAGCCUCCAAAGUCCAGGACGGGAUCGGCCUUUUCACGGCGAGGCGGGUGAAAAAGGGAGAGAAGUUUGGACCCUUUGCAGGCGAGAAGAAGCUUCCUUGCGAGCUGGACGAAGGUUCUGACAGCAGACUUAUGUGGGAGGUCCGCGGCAGCAAGGGGGAUGUUCUCUACAUCCUGGACGCCAGCAACCCGCGCUACGCCAACUGGCUGCGCUUCGUCCACCAGGCACCUUCGCAGGAGCAGAAGAACCUGGCGGCCAUUCAGGACGGAGAGAACAUCUUCUACCUGGCUGUGGACGACAUCGAGACGGACACGGAGCUCCUGAUUGGCUUCCUGGACAGCGACAUGGAGGAGGAGGAGGAGGAGGAAGAGGAGGAGUUGACCAAGGAUGAGGAGGAGAGCAGCAAGGAGGCCAAGCACCUUCUAGAAAUGGAGCUGGUCAUCAAGAAGGAAGACCACCCCUGCCUGCUGUGUGAGAGCAGCUUCCCCAGUGAGGAGAUCCUGGCGGCCCACCUGCAGAGUCUGCACCAGAGACCCAGCACCGAGGACAAGGACUUCAAGUGCAGGAACUGUGGCAAGAAGUUCCCUGUCAAGCAAGCCCUGCAGCGCCACGUGCUGCAUUGUUCAGAAGCAGCCAGUCCUUCAGGAGAGUCCAAGGCCCAUCAGUGUUCGUUGUGUCACAGCACCUUCAGCUCAGAGUCCAGCUUCGAGCAGCACAAGGAGGCGUGCAGAGGAGACGCCAGGUUCAUCUGCAAGGAGGAGAGCUGCGGGAAAAGGUUCAAGAGCAAGGACGCUCUGAAGAAACAUAAAGGCAACGUGCACACAGGGAGUGCAAGAAGGAAGCUCACCUGUACGAUAUGCAACAGGAAGUGUUCCUCUUCUCUCAAUCUACAAGAACAUAGAAAGAUCCAUGAAAUAUUUGAAUGUCACGCCUGCGACAAGAAGUUCAUCUCCACCAAUCAGCUCAAGCGUCACAUGAUCACACACUCAGAGAAGCGGCCGUACACCUGCGAGAUCUGCAGCCGCUCCUUCAAGCGCCUGGACCAGGUGACGGCCCACAAGAUCAUCCACAGCGAGGACAAGCCCUACAAGUGCAAACUGUGUGGGAAGGAGUUCGCCCACAGGAACGUCUACAAGAACCACAAGAAGACACACUCGGAGGAGAGACCCUUCCAGUGCGAGGAGUGCAAGGCUCUCUUUCGCACACCCUUCUCUCUACAGCGCCACCUACUCAUCCACAACAGCGAGAGGACCUUCAAGUGUGACCAGUGCAACGCCACCUUCAAGCGGAAGGACACGCUCAACGUGCACAUCCAGGUGGUGCACGACGGCCACAAGAAGUACAAGUGUGACCUGUGUGAGAAGGCCUUCGUCACGCCCUCCGUCCUCAAGAGCCACAAGAAGACGCACACGGGCGAGAAGGAGAAGAUCUGUCCCUACUGCGGACAGAAGUUUGCCAGCAACGGCACGCUGAGGGUCCACAUCCGCAGCCACACAGGAGAGCGACCCUAUCAGUGUCCGUACUGCGACAAAGCCUUCAGCAAGAAUGAUGGACUAAAGAUGCACAUCCGCACGCACACACGAGAGAAACCCUACAAGUGCAGUGAGUGUAACAAGGCCUUCAGUCAGAAAAGAGGACUGGAUGAACACAUGAGGACUCACACAGGAGAGAAACCUUUCCAGUGUGAUGUGUGCGACCUGUCCUUCAGCCUGAAGAAGAUGCUGAGUCGACACAAGUUGACCCACAACCCCAACCGUCCAAUGGCGGAGUGCCAGCUGUGCCACAAGAAGUUCACCAGGAACGACUACCUCAAAGUGCACAUGGAGAACGUCCACGGAGAAACCGAGAGCUAGGACUCCUCCAAGAACCGGACACCUUGGUGGAUCCUGAAGGUCUUUGGUGAUCUCGCUGCUGUCCGUCACACUCAAGUCUUACAUUUCCUGUCUGACCUAGUACUAGUACUAGUCCUAGUUAGUUAAAAGUACUAGUACGAGUCCUACUACUUUUAUACUCGCAGUACUGUGGAAAUGUCCAGCAGUUAUAUCCAUGACCAGUCUACUUCCUGCUACUACUUCCUGCUACUACUUCCUGUUUAUACUUCCUGUUUAUACUUCGUGAUUCUAAUUCCUUCCUCUAAGUCCUUCUACUACUUCCUGCUACUACUUCCUCUCUCUACUUCCUGCUACUACUUCCUCCCUCUACUUCCUGCUACUACUUCCUCUCUUUACUUCCUGCUACUACUUCCUCUCUCUACUUCCUGCUACUACUUCCUGUUUCUACUUCCUGUUUAUACUUCCUGAUUCUAAUUCCUUCCUCUAAGUCCUUCUACUACUUCCUGCUACUACUUCCUCUCUCUACUUCCUGCUACUACUUCCUCCCUCUACUUCCUGCUACUACUUCCUCUCUUUACUUCCUGCUACUACUUCCUCUCUCUACUUGCUGCUACUACUUCAUGUUUCUACUUUCUGCUACUACUUCCUCUCUCUACUUUCUGCCUCUAAUUCCUUCCUCUAAGUCCUGCUACUACUUCCUCUCUCUACUUCCUGCUACUACUUCAUGUUUCUACUUCCUGCUACUACUUCCUCUCUCUACUUCCUGCUACUGCUUCAUGUUUCUACUUCCUGCUACUACUUCCUCUCUCUUCGUCCUGCUUCUAAUUCCUUCCUCUAAGUCCUGCUACUACUUCCUCUCUCUAAUUCCUGCUACUACUUAUUCUCUCUACUUCCUGCUACUACUUCAUGUUUCUACUUCCUGCUACUACUUCCUCUCUCUACUUCCUGCUACUACUUCAUGCUACUACUUCCUGUUUCUACUUCCUGUUUAUACUUCCUGAUUCUAAUUCCUUCCUUUAAGUCCUGCUACUACUUCCUGCUACUACUUCCUCUCUCUACUUCCUGCUACUACUUCAUGUUUCUACUUCCUGCUACUACUUCCUCUCUUUACUUCCUGCUACUGCUUCCUCUCUCUACUUCCUGCUUCUAAUUCCUGUUUCUACUUCCUGCCCCUAAUUCCUGCUUCUACUUCCUGCUACUACUUAAUACUACUACUUCCUGUUUCUACUUCCUGAUUCUAAUUCCUUCCUCUAAGUCCUGCUACUACUUCCUGCUACAACUUCCUCUCUCUACUUCCUGCUACUACUUCAUGUUUCUACUUCCUGCUACUACUUCCUCUCUCUACUUCCUGCUACUGCUUCCUCUUUCUACUUCCUGCUUCUAAUUCCUGUUUCUAUUUCCUGCCCCUAAUUCCUGCUACUACUUCCUCUUUCUAAUUACUUUUUCUAGUUCCUGCUGUUACUUCCUGUUUAUACUUCGGGCAUCCAUAGACAUCUUAUAAGUAGACACAGCAUUGGCUGCUGUGACGCGAGAAAUUGGGCCGCCAUCUUGAAGUGGUGAUGAGGAGCCGGCGAGCAGCCUAAACUGACAGUUGACAGGUAGAAAACAAAGAUGGUGUUCAGCGUUUUCCUGCUCAAAUGAGCGGACCGUUGAAAAUAGGAAUCGGGGGAUUACUUUUCACAAGUAAGAUUUAACAUUAACGUACCAUUGGUUGUAUUUUGUGAAAAUAUUAUUACCACAGAGUUGAUCUUCAAUAGUACUGAUUAUGAUGCAUUCUCAUUUUAGGCAAAGUAUAAGACAAUACUUUCUUAACAGUAUAGUUGUAACCAGGAAUAAGUCUUCAAGUAACAAUAUUCAAAUACUAACAUUGUUGGGUAAGACAGAAUUUUGUUUUAUUCUGAAUGCAGUGAAACAGAUUGGUGGUUUUAGCUGAUAUAAAGACUUUCAGGUGUUUAUGUUGAAGUAUUUGGCAGACGCUUUUAUCCAAAGCGACAUACAUAUAAAACAAUCACUCUAAAUAUGAUCAUUUAAGUUAAGAAUGUAAUACAACAUAUCAAUACGAAGUGUCAAGACAGAAUAAACUCUGCAGUCUAUAGGUCCCUAAGAUAUAUAGAUAUCUAAUGUAUUCAUACAUUGUUUAUGUAGGAUAUACGCAUGUAUAUAUAUAACCUAAUCAUAUUGUUUCUUCAAUUUAAAAAAGCUGACCGUUUUUCCCCUUCUCUGGGAUUAUAUUCCCAGUUUUGAUCUCGUACGUCUGGUCACUUAUAGCAUAUAAGAAUAAUCUAUUACUGUUACGCAAACUAUGAAUAAUAAAACACGCCAAAACAUAUGUCCUUUAUCAUAGCUACAUGUAUGACAAAAAAGCGGGUAAAAAUCAGUGGUAUUCAGUGAGGCAAAAUAAAUUAAAUGCAGUUCAUUGCUCCUGCCAAAUAAAUUGCACUGAGUGAAGCGGAUCACCACUCCAAGAUGGCGGCCCCGCGUCUCGUCAGCGCCAGUAGGCAGUAGCGCUCCAUGCUGCGUACCCUUACAAGAUGUCUAUGCCUGCAUCUAAGUCCUGCUACUACUUCCCGUUUCUACUUCCUGCUUCUAAUUCCUGCUAUUACUUCCUGUUUCUACUCCCUGCCUCUACGUCCUGCUACUACUUCCUGUUUCUACUUCCUGCCCCUAAUUCCUGCUACUACUUCCUGUUUCUACUUCUUGCCUUUAAUUCCUACUACUACUUCCUGUUUCUACUUCCUGCUACUUCUUCCUGCUUCUACGUCUUCCCUUUAAUUUCUGCUAUUACUUCCUGUGUCUACUUCCUGGUACUACUUGAUGUUACUACUUCCUGCCAUUGCUUCCUGCUAUUACUUCCUUCCUCCGAUCCCUGUUUCUACUUCCUGCUACUACCUCCUACUUCUACUUCUACGUCUGCGUCCUGCCUCUAAUUCAUGCUUCCAUUACUCCUUGCUACUACUUCCUGUUUAUAUGUCCUGUAUUUACUUCAUGCCUCUACUUCCUGCCUCUAAUUCCUGCUCCUGUUUCCUCCUACUUCCGGUUUCUACUACUUGCUUUUAAUUUCUGCUAUUACUUUCUGCCUUUACUUCCUGCCUUUACUUCCUGUUACUACUUCCUGCUUAUACUUCUUGCCUUUAAUUUCUGCUGCUACUUCCUGCUUCUACUACUCCUUGCUACUACUUCCUUCUAAUGCGUCCCGCUUUUCAUUUAUGCUACUACUUAAUGCUUUAUUCCUUCGACUACUUCUUUUGACUACUUCCUGUUUCUACUUCCUUCUAUUACCUCCUGCCACUACUUCCUGCUUCCUGCAACAACACAGUAUGUAGUACAGUAACUACUUCCUGCCACAACACAGUAUGUAGUACAGUAACUACUUCCUGCAACAACACAGUAUGUAGUACAGUGACUACUUCCUGCAACAGCACAGUAUGUAGUACAGUAACUACUUCCUGCAACAACACAGUAUGUACUACAGUAACUACUUCCUGCAACAACACAGCAUGUAGUACAGUGACUACUUCCUGCAACAACACAGUAUGUAGUACAGUAACUACUUCCUGCCACA